UGACGAUCGAGAAUGGCAUUCUGGGUAGUUUUUCCUACUCGCCAAAAAACAUGGCGGCGAGGAAAGAAGAGAAGAAGAACCUUCCAUGGGGUUUAUCCUCGGAUGGCUUGGCCCCAGGAUCAAUGAAGACGAUCACAGAGAGCAAGUUGAAAGCAUUUUCAGUUGGAAUGAUGAAUGCACAAAACAAGAAAGUCAGUAAAGCCAAGCAAGAAGUCGAGGAAAGAAAGAAGAGAGAUGAAGAGAAGUGUGCAGAGGUAUUUGCAGAUUUUGUCGCUUCCUUUGAUGACUCCAGAGUUCAUGGGAAGACUUUUGUGCGGGGAUCCACUAUCAACCCAGAUACCAAAGAAGAGACAAUUUCAGAAGACUCUGGUAGACUGUACAAACCAAUGGCAAAGCUCAGCGCAUCACUCAUAGAAGAAAAACUCAAAGCUGAACUAUCACCAAAACCUGAUUUGAAAAAAAAGAUGAAAGAAAAAGAAAAGAAGAAAAGUAAUCUGGAGUUGUUUAAAGAGGAGUUAAAGAGGAACCAAGAAGAGAGAGAGCUGCGGCAUAAGCUAAAAAAAGGCGAGAUGACAGAUAUACCCAAAGAGGUGCUUGAAGCACUCCCUUCAUCGUUCCUGCUUGCACAGCCAAAAGAUGAUGCUUUUGGUUUUGGUUCACAUGACACUGGAGAUCCGAACACUACAAAUCUUUACAUUGGUAACAUAAGUCCUAAGAUGAAUGAGGAGAUGCUGAUGCGAUUGUUUGGCAAGUAUGGCCCCCUGGCGAGUGUCAAAAUCAUGUGGCCUAGAACAGAGGAAGAGAAGUCAAGAAAUAGGAAUUGUGGAUUUGUCGCAUACAUGCGGAGAAAAGAUGGGGAUAAGGCAAUCAAGCAUUUGACUGGUAAAGACAUCAUGGGCUUUGAAAUGAAACUUGGCUGGGGCAAAGCUGUCCCCCUGCCCCCACACCCGAUUUAUGUCCCCCCUGACAUGGAAGAGGACAACACACCUCCACCACCAUCUGGAUUACCGUUCAAUGCACAGCCGGACAAUAACACACCCAGCUCCGAGAACAGCGAGAAUCUAGAUCCAAAUGGGUUUGAUCGAGAGACCUUAGCCAACGCGGUCGUGAAAGUUGUAAUCCCGAAAGAAAGGGGUGUAUUGAGCAUGAUUCACCGCGUUGUCGAGUUUGUUGUGCGCGAAGGACCCAUGUUUGAAGCUAUGAUAAUGAACAGAGAAAUCAACAACCCCAAAAUGAGAUUCCUGUUUGAUAACCAAAGCCAUGAGCACACUUACUACCGCUGGAGGCUCUACUCGAUUUUACAGGGUGACUCCCCUACCAAGUGGUGCACAGAGAAGUUCCGCAUGUUUGAGGGUGGCUCCUGGUGGAAGCCACCACCCUGCAGCCAGUACCAACCAACCAUCUUACCCCCAGCAGCCGUGCAGCCUGUCGCCCCUGUAGUCGAAGAGCCACCCAAAGCACCAACACCAUCCAGGCGCCACCAUGAAUCAUCCUCAUCGUCAUCAUCAAGAGAUAAAAAGGGUGGAUUAUCCUCAAGACAACGUGACAAGCUAGAAGACAUGUUACGAAAUCUGACUGUAGACCGGGCUAAGAUAGCAGAUGCCAUGGUUUGGUGCUUGGAACAUGCCGACUGUGCUGAUGAGAUUUCUGAGUGCAUAGCAGAGUCUCUUUCUCUCCUGGAGACCCCUCCUCAAGUAAAGAUUGCAAGACUGUUCCUGCUGUCUGAUAUCUUGCACAACUGCUCUGUUAAAAUCCCCAAUGUCUCUUACUUCAGAAAGUGUUUCCAAGCAAGGCUAGUUCAGGUCUUCACACAUAUGAAUGCUACCUUCAAGGCCAUUAAUGCUAGAAUCAAGGCAGAACAGCUUAGAAAACAAGUGACACGCUGCUUGUCAGCCUGGAUGGACUGGGCUAUUUACCAGCCAGACUUUCUGGUCAACUUGCAGAAUAUCUUUCUUGGCCAGCAAGAAAGUCUGGCCACCACAUUCAAGACACUCAUGGGAGACUCAGGAGUGGAUGCAGCAAUUGCGGAUGUAGAUGGACUUCCUCUCAAUCUGGAUGGGGUGCCACUCCAGCCUGAGGUGAUUGACGGUGUUCCUCUGAAGGAGGCGGCAUUGGAUGGGGUCCCUUUGAGCCAGGAGCACCUUGACGGUUUGCCAUUGGACAUCAAAAAGCAGGAAUCCAGCAAAAAGGAUGUCGUCCAUAUCGCCUCCAAGUGGGAUAAGCCCGACUGGGAACACACGGAGGAGUACAGAGAAAAAUCACCAGAACAACAUGAAAGAACUCGAGAUCCAACUCCGCCGAAGCAAGAAGAGCCUGUUGCUCAGCAAGACAAGUCACGUGUGACAGAAAUCGACGAGACCCGGCGCAAAAAGCUCCGGGAGAUCGAGCUCAAAGUGGCGGAGUUUGCCCAGAAACUGGAAGCGAAAGGAAGCAAGAAGGGCGAGAGUAUCGCUGUACAGUGUGACCAAUACCGUGCUAAACUACUAGAGGCUAUCGAGCCAAAGCAAAAGAAGAAGAAAAAUCGAAGUCGCUCAUCCUCGCCAUCCGAGAGAAGCCGAAGAAGACGGCGUGACCGGUCCGCUAGCCGGUCUGUGUCACGCUCUCCCUCACCAGGCAGAACAUCGAUGUCUUCGUCACAAGUACUCCAGUCGCUGAAGAGCUACGACUCGCGCAGUCCGUCGCCCUCGAGUAGCACGUCACGCCAGCGCCGGUCACGGUCACGAUCGCUUAGCUCUUCGAGAAGCCGUAGGCGCUCACGAUCACGAUCCCGAAGCCGCUCGCGGUCUCCGAGCGGCAAGCGAAAGCGCCGAUCGAGAUCUCGAUCGCGUAGUUCGUCCCCGAGAAAAAGCACGCGAAAGAGACGUUCCAGGUCUCGAUCCCGAUCACCAUCCAAGAAAAAGAGCAAGAAGAAAAAGAAAUAGCUGAUAGUCUCUGCUCUGAUCGAUUAUGCUUAAAAUACCACGCAGCUCGACCGCGCAUGAGGCGGGCCAUGAGACCGAGGCUGUUUAGCUAACACUUUAUUUGUCGGCUCGGUUUGGAGUUGCUCGGCCUAGGCAAUGCGUGGUGUGUUGACAGCUUUUGUAUUGACAUGCGCAUGUCCUUUGACCCUCGGAUGCGUAGAGACUUAUGCAAGACGAGAACCUACAAAAAUGUAUUGUAUAGGAAAACAAAAGAUCAAAUCUUCAAAAAAUUCAAAUAAAGCAACAUCAUUUUAAA
This is a messenger RNA of Nematostella vectensis (starlet sea anemone), 3216 nucleotides long. RefSeq names its product U2 snRNP-associated SURP motif-containing protein. Gene Ontology annotation, cellular component: nucleus. NCBI's taxonomy places the organism in Eukaryota, Metazoa, Cnidaria, Anthozoa, Actiniaria, Edwardsiidae. Gene Ontology annotation, molecular function: RNA binding. Gene Ontology annotation, biological process: RNA processing. Bases 51 to 2921 code for a protein of 956 amino acids. The transcript has 23 exons. The record is from RefSeq and is a predicted model, not a curated record.